CGUGACAAUAAGUAUACAGAAAUCAAGCAGAAACAAGCAAAAGUUUACCAAAAUUAUCAUUAUCAUGGCCUCUCAAAUAAUAACUGGGGUGCGUGGACUGUUGACAGCCGCCAAAGGACUGUUCCAUGUCGUGUAUGCCAUGGACCAGGGAUCAUUCGAUGCAGAGGCCCUCGCACCGUCACCGGAAGCCGAGGGGAAGUUUGUGGCCCACUACAAGUGCAACUUGGCCAUUCAGCGGGGAAUGUACUUCGCUCUCCGUAUGCCCGACUGGGCCUCCGAAUUUAAGAAGCAAACCCACGACAUUCUGGCCACAACACUGAAACAUCACGUGGACCUGCCAAAGGAGAAGCCGAACAACGCUUCGGGCUCCCAGAAAAAGCUGCGGGGAUGCUUCUAUGAGGAACAACUGCAUUCCCCCCCCGAGGAGAGCAAGCCAAUCCGAUCGCCCAAGAUCAAAGACGACAUCACAUGCGGCAAACGUGUGCCUGUCUAGAUUCCCGACCUUUAAACUUCAUCUAUAUCCAAAUUCUCAAUUAAAUAGCAAUUCCGAACAUUUU
Molecule: messenger RNA, 557 nt
Organism: Drosophila persimilis
Lineage: Eukaryota; Metazoa; Arthropoda; Insecta; Diptera; Drosophilidae
Exons: 1
Coding region: 65-493 (142 amino acids)
Source: RefSeq, a predicted model, not a curated record